AUGGCCACCUCCACCAUGUCUGUCUGCUCUGAUGCUUGCACCAACUCCUCCUGGCAGGUGGAUGACUGCCCAGAGAGCUGCUGUGAGCCUAGCUGCUGUGCCCCCAGCUGCUGCCAGUCCAGCUGCUGUGUCCCCAGCUGCUGCCACUGCUGUGCCCCAGCCCCCUGCCUGACCCUCAUCUGCACCCCAGUGAGCUGUGGGUCCAGCCCCUGCUGCCAAUCUGUCUGUGCUAGCUCCUGUGCACCCUCAUGCUGCCAACAGUCUAGCUGCCAGCCCUCAUGCUGCCAAUCUUCCUGCUGUGUGCCUGUCUGCUGCAAGCCUGUCUGCUGCACACCCAUCUGUUCUGGAUCCUCCUCAUGCUGCCAGCAGUCUAGCUGCCAGCCAGCUUGCUGCACCUCCUCACCUUGUUGUGUGACCCUUUGCUGCAAGCCUGUCUGCUGCACACCCAUCUGCUCUGGAUCCUCCUCAUGCUGCCAACAGUCUAGCUGCCAGCCCUCAUGCUGUCAGUCCUCCUGCUGUGUGCCUGUCUGUUGCAAGCCUGUCUGCUGCAAGCCCUGCUCCAGCGUGUCCUUGCUCUGCCGCCCUGUGUGCAGACCUGCCUGCUGUGUGCCCAGCUCCUCCUGCUGUGCCUCGUCCUGCCAGCCCAGCUGCUGCAAGCCCUGCUCCAGCAUGUCCCUGAUCUGCAGCCCUGCCUGUUCCAGCCAGGCCUGCUGUGGCCUCUGCUCUGGCCAGAAGUCCAGCUGCUGCUGA
This is a messenger RNA of Microtus oregoni (creeping vole), 750 nucleotides long. RefSeq names its product keratin-associated protein 10-11-like. The transcript is spliced from 2 exons. The record is from RefSeq and is a predicted model, not a curated record. NCBI's taxonomy places the organism in Eukaryota, Metazoa, Chordata, Mammalia, Rodentia, Cricetidae. Bases 1 to 750 code for a protein of 249 amino acids. Gene Ontology annotation, cellular component: keratin filament.